GGGAAUGCCAGUGCUGCAGGGCUGAGAAGAAUCCUGGAGCCAAGGGUUGGUGUCUAACCGUGCUGCUACUUCCCUGCAGAUCGCUGGAGCCCCUGGAUACUGAAGGCCCUGCCCCUCCUGUGCUCAGCCCCUUCCUGCCACAAGUCCCCAGCAGUUCCAUAGACCCUCCGGAGCACUUUCCUCUGCGGAAAACAGCAUCUGAGCCCAACCUGAAGGUGCGGUACAAGCCCAAGAAGUCGGUGGACCGGCGUAAGAACCCACUGACCCGCAAGGAGAGUGCACCCCCUUCCCUGAAGAGGAGGCCAGCAGAGGCCAUUGACUCAUCCCCCAGCAGUAGCAGCACCCCUGUGUCUGGCUGCAGCUCCCCCAACGACAGCCUCCCAGCGGAACAUGGAGUCCCCGCCUCCGGGCCCAGCAUGGCCCACGAGGCGCCACUCGCCCAGCGCCUGAUGAUGCAGGAGAGCUCGCUGGCCCAGUUUGCCCUGCAGAGCACGGCCUCCCUUCCGGCCAUCUCGCUGGGCCUGCCAGCUGCUGCCAGUGCCAGGGGCGACGCAGACCGCCGCUCCCUCUCUGGCUUGGCACACCGGGUGCCAGUGCUGAACGGGCCCGUCCUCUCGGGCACCCACUCAUCCAUGUUCAUACCAGCUGGCUUGGAGCAGCAUGAGCCCGGAGGGCCUCUGUCCCCUCGGCUUCAGCCUGUCAUUAUUCUUGAGUCCUCGGUCACCCACGCGCCACUUGUGGCAAUGCCAGGCCUGGGGACGGUCCCGUUCCACUUCGCCCACUCACUCAUCCCCACCGACCGGCUGUCGCUGGCAGGCCACCACAAACCGCUGGGGCGGACUCGCUCUGAGCCCCUGCCCCCCAACCCCAAGGCCAUCCAGCAGCAACUGGCGUACCAGCAGCACCAUGCUCAGUUCCUGGAGAGACUCAAACAGCAGACACACUUGGGCAAGCUAAUGACCAAGUCCAGUGAGAAGCCUCGUCUGCGGCAGAUCCCCUCCUCGGAGGACAUGGAGGCCAAGGGAGGGCUCCCAGAGGGAGGGAGUGAGCGCAGUGACCAGCCUAGGGGCCGAGUGGAGCUCACACGGCCAGGGGUCAGCACAAAGGAGCCUGAGCGGAGCCCGAAGCUGAUGCAGCCACAGGAGGAGCUCGUCUUGCAGCAGCAGGCCUACCUGUGGGAGCAUCACCAGCGCCUGCAGCACUCGCUCCUCAAGCGGCAGCCACCAGCCGACACCCUGAUGGUCCCUGCCACACACGGAGGGCACCGGCCUCUCUCCAGGGCCCAGUCAUCUCCUGCCACUGCUACCAUCGCCCUUCCUGCCCAGGACGCACCCGCCAAGGCACUCUCCCUGCCGGCGCAAGAGCCACCAGCCAAACCGCAGUUCACAACAGGGCUCGUGUAUGACUCCGUGAUGCUCAAACACCAGUGCUCCUGCGGGGACAACAGCAACCACCCUGAGCAUGCUGGGAGAAUUCAGAGCAUCUGGUCCCGCCUGCAAGAGCGGGGUCUGCGCAGCCAGUGUGAG
Terrapene triunguis (Three-toed box turtle) is the source of this 1526-nucleotide messenger RNA. RefSeq names its product histone deacetylase 7-like. Gene Ontology annotation, cellular component: histone deacetylase complex. Gene Ontology annotation, molecular function: histone deacetylase activity. Lineage: Eukaryota; Metazoa; Chordata; Testudines; Emydidae. The record is from RefSeq and is a predicted model, not a curated record. The annotation marks the transcript as partial. The transcript is spliced from 9 exons. Gene Ontology annotation, biological process: chromatin organization.